AUGGAGACCAGGCCGGCGUGGACCUGUCUCCCCAUCGUCCUUCUGGCUUAUCCCUCUGCGGGGAGACGAUUCCUGAAACCCGUCCAGGUCGCCCAGAGCGUCGCCUCGCCCUUGGGCCUUUACUACCCGAAUCCGGCCGUCUCGGUCUCGUUCGUGAGGAUUCAUCACAACCCGAACGUGUUCGCCGGGUUGAAGUUCAACUUGGACGUUUUCGUGCCGAGGAUGAGUGGCUUCCUCCCCGUUAUCUACUUUCUACCUGGAUUUCAAGCGACAAUUCCUGCAAAGCUUUACAGUUCCAUAUUGAAGCACCUGGCCAGUCACGGCUUCGUCGUCGUCGGAGUGUGGCGAACCCUCGGCAGCCUCAACUCCGACAUACGAGCCAUACAACUCAGGAAGGUGCUGACCUGGACGCAGAAGCACCUGGAAUCCCAGAUAAAGUUCACCGUCGGAUGGCCGAACAAACCGAGGCCGAACCACGCCAAGUCCACCCUCGCGUGCCACUCCGCCGGCUGCCACAUCGCCGUCUCCUUCCUGGUCAAUCAGGGUUGCGCGAACUUCGGGUCGCUCGUCUUGAUGAGCCCCGUGGACGGGAAGGAUCCGUUCGGGAUCGUGCCGAAGUUCGUCGUGACGCCGUACCAGCUUCUGCCGUUCUCCAUCCCCAGCCUCAUUCUCGCUGCGGGGCUCGACCCCCUGCCUGCGAAGACGUUCUACCCAGCCUGUGCGCCAGAGGAUCUCGGCAGCAUGAGAUUCUUCGACGCCCUGCGAGAUGUUCCUAAGUGGUACAUUAAUGCAUUGGAAUAUGGGCACUUCGACCUCCUAGACAAACUUUAUGCAACAGGCAAUCAAGCGCUGCAGCUCUGCCCCGCGAACUCCGCGAUAGACAAGAGCAUCUACAGACAGCACCUGGCCGGGACCAUGCUCGCGUUCCUCGGGUCCUUCGAGAACGUCCAAACCUGCCUCAGCCUCCUCCCCCUGUUACAAAGCCCGACCUUCUUGGGCAGCGCGGUGGUGGUGGUGAAUUCCACCCUCGCUUGCGAUCGUUCCAGGCCUCCCAUCCCCGGUGCCGAUCGCUGUGCCAGUCCCGUGCGCUGA
This is a messenger RNA of Darwinula stevensoni, 1092 nucleotides long. The record is from the annotation of a GenBank genome assembly. NCBI's taxonomy places the organism in Eukaryota, Metazoa, Arthropoda, Ostracoda, Podocopida, Darwinulidae.